Callithrix jacchus (white-tufted-ear marmoset) is the source of this 4374-nucleotide messenger RNA. It is a transcript of the gene ZCCHC4, whose product is annotated as zinc finger CCHC-type containing 4. Gene Ontology annotation, biological process: rRNA methylation. NCBI's taxonomy places the organism in Eukaryota, Metazoa, Chordata, Mammalia, Primates, Cebidae. Gene Ontology annotation, cellular component: cytoplasm; nucleolus. The record is from RefSeq and is a predicted model, not a curated record. Gene Ontology annotation, molecular function: zinc ion binding; nucleic acid binding; rRNA (adenine-N6-)-methyltransferase activity.
CAGCUUUCUUGGGUCGUACUGAGGCUUUCGGGACUGCGGCGGGAAGAUGGCGGCCCCCCGGGAUGGGCUUGAAGCUGUGGAGGCAGAGGGCAGCGCAGGGCUCCAAGGGACCUCGGGAAUAGAGGUGGUGCUUCCCUUGGGUCCCGCUGUUUCGGCCCCGCUGUGCCCUCACGGACCCACUCUUCUGUUUGUAAAGGUAACCCAAGGGAAAGAAGAAACUCGGAGGUUUUAUGCAUGUUCAGCCUGUAGAGAUAGAAAAGACUGUAAUUUUUUUCAGUGGGAAGAUGAAAAGUUGUCGGGAGCUAGACUUGCUGCCCGAGAAGCUCAUAACCGAAGAUGUCAGCCUCCCCUAUCCCGAAGGCAGUGUGUGGAAAGGUACUUGAAGUUUAUUGAGUUGCCCUUGACUCAGAGAAAGUUUUGUCAAAGAUGUCAGCAGUUGCUGUUACCAGAUGACUGGGGACAACAUAGUGAGCAUCAGGUUCUGGGUGAUGUUUCUGUCACACAGUUAAGAAAGCCCAGUCAACUCCUUUAUCCACUGGAAAACAAGAAGACAAAUGCCCAGUAUCUGUUUGCUGACAGGAGCUGUCAGUUCUUGGUAGACUUACUUUCUACCCUCGAAUUCAGAAGAGUGCUAUGUGUUGGAACACCAAGGUUGCAUGAGCUGAUCAGGUUGACAGCAUCAGCUGACAAGAACUCUAACAUUAAAAGCCUUUUAUUGGAUAUUGAUUUUCGGUAUUCACAGUUUUACAUGGAAGAUAGCUUUUGCCAUUAUAAUAUGUUUAACCAUCAUUUCUUUGAUGGAAAGACUGCCCUUGAAGUAUGCAGAGCAUUUUUACAGGAAGAUAAAGGCGAAGGAGUCAUUAUGGUGACAGAUCCUCCGUUUGGUGGCUUGGUUGAACCUCUGGCUAUUACGUUCAAGAAGUUAAUUGCUAUGUGGAAAGAAGGUCAAAGCCAAGAUGACAGGGACAAAGAACUACCCAUUUUCUGGAUUUUCCCCUAUUUUUUUGAAUCCCGAAUUUGUCAGUUUUUUCCAAGCUUGCGGAUGCUGGAUUACCAGGUAGAUUAUGAUAAUCAUGCACUUUAUAAACAUGGAAAGACAGGUCGAAAACAGUCUCCUGUGCGUAUUUUCACCAACAUUCCACUCAACAAAAUAAUCCUUCCUACUGAAGAAGGGUACAGAUUUUGCUCUUUGUGUCAACGAUAUGUUUCUCUAGAGAAUCAGCACUGUGAGCACUGUAAUUCUUGCCCAUCCAAGGACGGAAGGAAGUGGAACCAUUGCUUUCUCUGCAAAAAGUGUGUGAAGCCUUCCUGGAUCCACUGUAGCAUUUGCAAUCACUGUGCUGUUCCAGACCAUUCUUGCCAGGGCCCCAAAGAUGGCUGCUUUAUUUGUGGCGAACUGGAUCACAAACGCAGUACCUGUCCUAACAUCGCUACAUCUAAAAGAGCUAACAACUACUGUGGAUCAUUUCCAGGAAUGAUCCCUGUCUCCACUGCCUACCAACACACAUGAGGGGGGCUACAGCAAGCUUGUCUAACCCGUAGCCUGCAGCCCAGAACGGCUUUGAAUGCAGCUCAUCACAAAUUAGUAAACUUUCUUAAAACAUUUUGAAAUUUGUGUGUGUGUGUGUGUUUUUUUUUUUUUUAGCUCAUCAGCUGUCAUUAAUGUUAGGGUAUUUUAUGUGUGGCCCAAGACAGUUCUUCUAAUGUGGGAAGCCAAAAGAUUGGACACCCCUGGUCUAUAGCAGCAUAUAACUCUGCUGUUUCCUGCCCACACCUGGAACUCCACACCUGCGCUGUUUCCUUUGCUGUAAGGCUUAGGAAAUUCAUAUUCUGUGAAGACUUCAUGUGCAGGUGGUUAUACUCUGUCCUUUGUAGUACAGUGUUUAUGCCUCUGGGAACAGCCAUUUUCACAAGUUGUGUGGGCAUUUGUAUUCAGGUAAGUUCCAGGAAAAUGGACAUUCAAUUUCCAUAAGAAUGUAAAGUGCAUAGAUACUGGACACCCACCAGCUGAUCCGUUAUAACUGCCCCAAAACAACACCUGAAAAUGCAUUUUGAAAAACAAAGGCAAGUGCGUUUUCACCUUAGAAAUGUUGAUUCUGGAAGAGUUGGGGGGACAUGCUAAGUUGUUUGUGGCAAAGGCAAGGGUUGCAAAGCCCCUGAGAGGAAGUCAAGGAUUAAGAACAGUGCCUGGCACAAAUUAGUUACUUGACACUGAAUGAAUUAAUCUCCCUCCAUCAUCUACUUCCCAGGGGCUAGAUCCAGUCAGAGGUCAAGAAGAGGGGGCUUGUUAGAAGUUAAAGGUCCUGCAGUGUAGGGCUGAGGGCCCCACAGGGUCGUGGUGUGUCCCUUAUGCUGUGCUGAGGUGCAGGAUCCAACAAACAAAGAGACAGGACACAGAAGUACAAGGAAAAUGGAGCUGGGCUCAGGGGGGCCCUAAUGUCCAGAAGUGUCAGUAUUUAUUGUGUAUAGGUUAGGAGGCAGGGCAGUGAGUGAAGUCAUCUUCAAAGAUAGUGAUAGGAUUGUGAGCAAUAAAACAAGGGGUCCAUCCUCAUUAGGUCACCUAGGCUAUGAGGUGGACAGUGUGCAGCAAGAUGUCCACCCCCAUUAGAUCACUGAGGCAUGGAGGUGGGCUGUGCGCAGUGAAGAGGGUGCAGUGUGCACUACCUCUACCAACGGGCAAGCUACUUCUAAGAUUUGUGGGAGGAUGCUUUAAGUCACACAGCAGUGACAGAGCUGUCAGGGUUACCGCCACCUGUUGGCAGCUUCCAAUGAGUUCUAUAGGAAGACGCUUUUUGGGCAGCACAGUAACAAGAGCUAAUAAAGUUCACAGUCACCAAGGUACAAUUAUCCGUAGGGGUUUUGAGCCCUUGAAUGGAUGCUAGAGGGAUUGCCGGUCUGAGGGCAGCCUUCCACAAGAAGACGCGAGGUCCUACAACUCCUUUAUCAGGAGGAGUGGCUCUUGCCCCAAGCCUGCCAUACAGUGGGUAUCUUAAUGAUACUGAACACUGCCCCCUGGGCCAUGGAUUCUUGUCCUGGUAUAACUGUUUUUCCCUUAAAUCAUGCUCGGCACUGUCUGCUCCAGACAUUCCUCUGACUAUAAGCUGCUUAUUCCUUAAUUCAUGCUCUGUACCGUGUCUACUCCAGGCAUUCCUCCAAUUAUGAACUAAGAUAUAGUUAUAUAUAUAUAUAUAAAUGAGUGGUGAGAUAUUCUUUAGGCACUCAUUCUAUGAACAAAUAUAUGAUUAUAUAGAGAGAAUUAUAUAAAGAAAUAACUGAGUAGUAACACUAUAAACUGAGAUAUUCUCCAGAUCUUAAUUGUGCCAGGAUUUUGCUUAGUUCUCCUUCCUUGGUGCCUAUGUGGGGGGUUAUCCACACUGAGGCCUCUUUCUCCAUUGAACAAGUGAAAGGUAGUGAAAAGUAGAUGGCUUUCUACCAUAGGUCUGUGGGAAGUAGAAAAGUUCCCUUUUAAAGUUUCCUUGCUUAUUAAAGAGUAAGUGUGCUAAUAACUCUUUGUUAAGCCCUAUCCUAUGUAGUUGUUAGACAUGCCAUGCUUAUAGGCAGGUAGUAUAUUCUAUGUUCUUGUAUUUCAACCAAGAUAUCUGUGCUGAACCAGGCAUAUCCCAGCUCUCCAUUGCUUUUACCUAUUUAGAAAAGUUUUAAGUUGUUACCCAAUCGGGUUUUAAUUUAGAUUGUGAGGUCUGGCUCCAGCUAAUGAAGAUCAGACACAGCAGUAAGGAUGACCCCAAAUGCAUAAGGGAUAAAUUUGUGUGUUUUCCUUUGUUCAUUGUAUUCUUGUGGCAUGAGCUUCCUGCAGACCAGGAAGUAAAAAUUGCAUUGCUGAAAAAUCCUUUGUCUCAGUGCUAAGUUUUCUUUGCAGCACCGAACAUCUAUUUCCAACAGAUUUUAAGAACCCUAGAAUGACACUGUCACAUUCUCUCAGGGAGGUCAUAGCUGUGGGAACUGUGAACAUGCUGACUCAUUUAAAUGUGUCCUACAUAAAUCAACAUCAGAUGAGUUCUGAUUUACAAGACUGCCAGGCAGGCCUGUGAGCCUUCUGGCAAAACCCGUCCCAUGCAUUUGUGUAGCCCCAGUUCUUCCACAUAGUAAAUGCCCAAGAAGCUACAGAAGAAAUCGUGUGUGAGCCCACAGUCCUCAUUCCUUAUGAUGGGGCUGCAAUUACCAAUAAGUUGUGAGCGUUAAAUGGGAUGAGGAGUCACAGUAUUAUUUGCUUGUUAGGGAGGUUUGAGGGCAGGCCCCUCUUCCCUCUUCAAAUUGGAAUCACCCAAAGAGUUUUAGUAAAUACUGGGCCCAUCCAGAGUUAAUUCUCUUUUAAUUGGUUUGGGGUGCUGCUUGGACAGGUGAACUUUUAAAAUU